GAGGAGUCCGGGCUGCGGAGGCGGCCGCGUCACAGCAGUGCUCCCGCUGCCCGGCGCCUCAAACCCGGCCCGAGCGCCGCCGAGGACGCGGACGGGGACCCGCACGGGCACAGGGGCUGCGCCGGAGCUUCCUCUCGCGGGCGGGGGCUGCGCGACCAUGGCGGACAAGGAGGCCGGCGGCGGCGACGCGGGGCCCCGAGAAACAGCCCCCACGUCUGCAUAUUCAUCUCCAGCCCGGAGUCUGGGGGACACAGGAAUCACGCCGCUAUCCCCUUCCCAUAUCGUGAAUGAUGCUGACCCGAACGUCUCGGAGCAGCAGAUGUUUCUGGUGGUGGUGGCCAUUGACUUUGGAACCACGUCCAGUGGCUAUGCCUACAGCUUCACCAAGGAGCCAGAAUGUAUCCACGUGAUGAGGCGAUGGGAAGGGGGUGACCCUGGGGUGUCCAACCAGAAGACACCGACCACCAUCUUGUUGACUCCGGAGAGGAAGUUCCACAGCUUUGGGUAUGCUGCCAGGGACUUCUACCAUGACCUGGAUCCCAGUGAGGCCAAGCAGUGGCUGUACCUGGAGAAGUUCAAGAUGAAGCUGCAUACCACGGGGGACCUCACCAUGGAUACAGACCUAACGGCAGCAAACGGCAAGAAAAUCAAAGCCCUUGAAAUCUUCGCGUAUGCCCUGCAAUACUUCAAAGAGCAGGCGCUGAAGGAGCUGAGUGACCAGGCGGGGUCGGAGUUUGAGAACUCUGAUGUCAGAUGGGUCAUCACAGUGCCUGCCAUUUGGAAACAGCCCGCCAAGCAGUUCAUGAGACAAGCUGCCUAUCAGGCAGGCCUGGCCUCCCCCGAGACUGCCGAGCAGCUCAUCAUCGCCUUGGAGCCCGAGGCAGCCUCCAUCUACUGCCGGAAGCUGCGGCUGCACCAGAUGAUCGAGCUAAGCAGCAAGGCCGCGGUCAACGGGUACAGCUCCGGUGACACAGUGGGAGCUGGGUUUGCACAGGCUAAGGAGCACAUACGGCGUAAUCGGCAGAGUCGGACCUUUUUGGUGGAGAAUGUCAUAGGAGAAAUCUGGUCCGAGCUGGAGGAAGGUGACAAGUAUGUGGUCGUGGACAGUGGCGGGGGCACCGUAGACCUGACUGUCCAUCAGAUACGGUUACCGGAGGGACAUCUGAAAGAACUGUAUAAAGCAACAGGUGGACCCUAUGGAUCCUUAGGAGUAGAUUAUGAAUUUGAAAAACUUCUGUGUAAAAUAUUCGGAGAGGAUUUUAUCGAACAAUUCAAAAUCAAGCGUCCCGCGGCCUGGGUUGACUUAAUGAUUGCAUUUGAGUCUCGUAAAAGGGCAGCAGCCCCGGACCGAACAAACCCACUGAACAUCACCCUGCCCUUCUCCUUCAUUGACUACUACAAGAAGUUCCGCGGGCACAGCGUGGAGCAUGCCUUGAGGAAGAGCAACGUGGAUUUUGUGAAGUGGUCCUCACAAGGGAUGCUGAGGAUGAGUCCAGAUGCCAUGAAUGCUCUUUUUAAGCCAACCAUUGACAGCAUCAUUGAACAUCUCCGGGACCUGUUUCAGAAGCCCGAGGUGUCCACUGUCAAGUUCCUCUUCCUGGUGGGAGGCUUUGCAGAGGCGCCCCUCCUGCAGCAAGCGGUACAGGCUGCCUUCGGCGACACGUGCCGCAUCAUCAUCCCCCAGGACGUGGGCCUCACCAUCCUCAAGGGCGCCGUCCUCUUCGGCCUGGACCCCGCGGUCAUCAAGGUGCGCCGGUCGCCGCUCACAUACGGGGUGGGCGUGCUGAACCGCUACGUGGAGGGCAAGCACCCACCCGAGAAGCUGCUGGUGAAGGACGGAACUCGCUGGUGCACCGACGUCUUCGAUAAGUUCAUCUCCGCCGACCAGUCGGUGGCCCUGGGGGAGCUGGUCAAGCGUAGCUACACCCCGGCCAAGCCUUCCCAGCUGGUCAUCGUCAUCAACAUCUACAGCUGUGAGCAUGACGAGGUGAGCUUCAUCACCGACCCGGGGGUGAAGAAGUGCGGCACGCUCCGCCUGGAUCUUACAGGGACCAGCAGCACAGCCGUGCCCGCCCGGAGGGAGAUCCAGACCCUCAUGCAGUUCGGGGACACAGAGAUCAAGGCCACGGCUGUCGACAUAGCCACCUCGAAGAGCGUCAAGGUUGGGAUUGACUUCUUAAAUUACUAACAGGCCCGCCCCGCUGCCUGCGACCCCCGCCCCACCCCUGGACUCUGUUCCCCUGCAUCUGCUGACCUCAACCCUGACUGUUCUUUCUCUGUCCUUGACCCUCAGCAUUGCCCACCUGAAUUUCAGCAGGGAAGAUGGGAACGACUAGGGCUAGAAAUAAUUAGGGAUUUUUGAGGGCACACUGGAAUCAGAAAAAAACUGUCGGAAAUGGAGAUUGAGGUUUGGGAAUAAGAAAUCUGAGGAUCCUGGAAGAGCAGCUAGUUUUCAUAGGUGCCCAGUGGUGAGACAGCCACCCGACAAGGGAGUCAGUCCGUUCCUGCAGCGGCGAUUCAGCUUGCUUUGAACGGAUCUCUGUUAGGAUGCCCUAAUCUAUUUGAGACUUCUCUUUUUAUGUUUUUUUGGAUGGCAGUCAAUAUAAAAUGCUGUCCAUCUGCAGUUAAUUUCUUUUCAUCAUCAUGUGAUUAAAAGCGGUGAUUCAGUGGGAGCUGGGAGCAUGUGCAGCUGGUGGGAGAGGCCUGCCCACGCUGGGCACUAUUUUAGGUUCUCAUAAUUUCAAUUCUGAUUAGGUUCAGUGAGGAGUAACUAUCGCCUGAGCUAAUCUACUAGGAUUCGAGUGAGUGGGAGAGCUGAUGCCCUCACUUUUAAGCAGGUGAAAGCUGGCUUCGAGCGAAGUGGGUAUUUAGGCGCUGCUGACUUAUCCCAAAUCAUAUGCUGGGACAUCAUUCCCCGGGUGCUGGAUCCUGAUUUCUGAAUUCAUAAAAUAACUCAAGUUAAACCUUAGUAGGCUUCUGUGUGAGGAAAUGGGCUUGCAGUUUGCCUUGUUCACAUCACCAAGCCCGGGAGUCUGGAACAGCCCCUCACCUCGACAAGCGUCCAUUGUUAUAAAUUAACUCCCUCCUCCCCCUCGUCUCCCAAAGGGUUUUGGCCCCGCAUUCCCACAUUUCAAGAAGAAUACACUGGUGAUACAUGGGUAGAGAAUCUGUACUAUGAAAUGUUUCACUAAAAUCUUCAGUUUUUUAGGCGUAGCUAAAAGGAAUUCAUAGAUUUGUACUUAAUGAAUUCAGCCAGAUCGGUUCAAAGCUGAUCUGUGGAUCCCCUGGUGAGAACUGCCUGGGUGCCUCUUAAAAGCAGGUUUCUGGAUCCUCUUCCUUUUACAAAUUGAAUUUGGGUCUUGGUGGGGGAGGAGGGGACCGGCAUUUGCGUUUUCAGUAGACACCACAGGGGACUGCGGGUCCAUGGGAAUCUGAGAACUCCUAACUUUAGGUUUUGUUGGAAGCUGAAGCACACACCAGCGCCUGUAGUCUCCCCCUUGGGCAGAGGGAUUUUCAAGCGAAGAACUGGGGUCCCACACCCUGCCCUUUGUGAAGGGGGCUGGGGCUCCACCUGGCUUGGGGGUGGCGCUUUUAGCCCUCACAGGAAUGGCCUGCCAAGGAGGAAGGUCAGAAGAAAGGGACCCUAAGAACAGAGGAGGAACCAACUGGUGUCUCUGCUGGAACUCAUGCCUACCUGAAAUCCCUGGAGGCAUGCAUAACAAACGAAGGGAGGAUGAGCUAAGGGACUCACUUCGAAGGCAAGCUGGAUUCACAAACCCAUUACCGUAGCCAAUAUGCAGAUUCGAAAUAGCAUUUCCAGUUUCAUUUGAACAUGUCUUUCCAUACCGCCUACUGCAGAAUUCCCUGCUAGAAUGUGAAACACGAACAAACCGCUGACCAAGAGAACGCUAGUCACACGACUUAACUUUGUAGCCGGAUUGCGCGUCCAGGCACAGAGGUGUGUUUGCUAGGGUUCUCUUGCUGCCUGCUCUGCUUCAAAAGCUAAAUGUUCUGGGUCUUUCUUUGGUGUUGCCAGCCAUACUCUGCAAAUAAGACUUCUCAAUUUAGUUAUAAGUAAUAUAAUUUUAUGUACAUACGAUAUUAGAAUAUUGUACAGAAUCUUUAUUUCUACAAUGUGCUUUGUUAAAAAAAAAACAAAAGGAAAAUGCUCUUUGAAUUUUGUUGAUGACAUUGCUGCCUUUAAUUUCCCAUGGCUUCGUUUUUUAAUUGCGCUUACUUAUCGAUUUGUACCCGAUACUAAGCUUAUGGACCGUGUAUGCGAGACUGAGCAAGAGUCAGAGGUGCAGAGGCUCUGAAUACUCUGGAAAAAAAAAAAAAGGGACAACAGCCGGAUCAACAGCUUUGUCAGACCUUGCUUCACUCACAUCCUUGCCAGAGGCUCACAGUUUAUAUUGAAAGGAGCAUAAUCAUGUAUCGAUUCUCCUGCCCAGUCUUUGAGAGCUGAACAUUCUGGUUCUGUACGCCACGUGACUGUGCAGGAUGACCUACGAAAACCCUCUGCGUCCCUGCAGGGUUGUCAGCUUCUUGUGGGGCAGAGCUGGGUCACUCUGACAGCCAGACGUGGUCCCCAUGUGCCGUGUUGUCUGCACAACAGGGUUCCAGGAAGGAAUCAAGUAGGGGCACAAAUCCAGCUGUUCCACUUGAUUAAGUCUAAGUGCGAGUAAUUUAGUGAAGUCUAUUUUUUUUUUUUUUUUUUUUUGGCUUAUGUAAGACCUUUCCCACCUUGCACUGAGGCUGUCUCCUUGUCUGAUUUCUCUUUAGCGAGUUGGUUGAACUCUGUGCUGUUGGCAAGCAGGUGAUGGAGAGGGGUGAUAACUUUACCGGACUUUCUUCUGGCCCCAGAAAUGCAGCCCCAGUAGUCGAGCUUCUUAAAGGGAAGCCCCCAAUCCAUCCCUCCUCUCCCUCCUGCCCCCGGAAAUACUCUAGAAUGAGAACACUGGAUAAAUACACGUGGACACAUUUUCUAAUCUUAGAAAGUUUCUAAAAGGCCUGUUGUCUUGACCAUUACUCAGCUGUCCCUGGAGUAUUAUCUGAUGUUCAUGUUUUGGAAGCAGACCUGUCAAAGGAUCGGCCUUCUAACUGCCCUCUCUGUACACAGCAGACAUUAGUAAGUGCUGAAUGACAGACAAGUCACGGACAGACAGGAGAGAAGGAACGCGUACAGGCACUCACGCAGAGUGGAAGAUUGAGUAAGUCCAGGUUGCAGAGCCUGCCCGCCCCCUCGGAUGUUAUUUAGAUCAAGUUUAGCUUUUAGAGUCUAGGUCUGGUUAAUUGCCAGGGUGGCAAAGAAUCGCAUGCGCCAAUAUAAACAGGAGUCCAAAUGCAUUAUUAGUCGAAGAUCAAAUUUCACAUUGUAGAGUUGAAGUAGCUGUGAGUAAGCUGCGUAUUUAUGCUGGGAAAUGACUAAGUGGAUGACUCGUGUAAAAGGUGUUGUCCAUUACGUCACACUUCUCAUCUGCUUGGAACAUGGAACUUUAUUCUAAAAUAUCAGCCAUUGGGGUCUUGUUCACUACAAGAUAAAGUCACACUCCACAGAACUUCACAGCUGUUCACAACUUGACGGGAUUGUACCUGCAAACUCUGUCUUCACAGACGUCUAAUAAAGCAAAAACUGGAUCUCGUGUGGCCCAAACUUUUUUUUUUGCACUAUGAUUUUGUGAAUGGAAUUAUAGAUGCAUCAUUGCUGACUUCCCCCUCUGCCCCAUCUCACUCAGAUGGAGAUUGAGUUUCAGGUCUUUUCUCAAAUGUUGCAAGCUUUUUUAAAGUCACUUUCAUUCCAACAAGACUGGCUCCUUUGUUUGCUGGGACCCACGGCU
Messenger RNA from Zalophus californianus (California sea lion), 5837 nucleotides. RefSeq names its product heat shock protein family A (Hsp70) member 12A (gene HSPA12A). Bases 158 to 2188 code for a protein of 676 amino acids. Lineage: Eukaryota; Metazoa; Chordata; Mammalia; Carnivora; Otariidae. The transcript is spliced from 12 exons. The record is from RefSeq and is a predicted model, not a curated record.